AUAGCGUCCUGUCACUGCAAAUCACGUUCACCACAAUCAUGUACAAGACCCCCAAAUGCAUACUUCUAGCUAUUUCAGGGAUGUCAAGCUGUUAUUUUCUGAGAUUUGAUUAUUCUUCUCCAAUGCUGUCCAAUUAAAAUUAGUUUUUUUUUGUAUGGGUUGCGACUUCCCUUUUGUAUUUUCUAAAGUUUAAAGAAUAGUUUCGAACUUAUUCUACUUUAAAUAUGUCGCCGCGUGUGUUGAUUCAACUAAUUAUGUCCAAUUGGAGUUGCCGUAGAUACCUCGUUGCAAAUCUACAUUUUCCGUUCUUUUUUUUUCUUCUACUCAACUACAGCCGCUUUGCUAAAUCGUACGUCUUGAACGUGCUCAAACCAGUCAAUAUUUUGACAUCACACAUCAUUAUUACACCUUUGUGACCGAUGAAAGUCAACUCUCGAUGCUCGUCGAAGUUUCUCAGCCUUGCGUAACUUAUCUUAGUUUAGCUUAGCUCGCUAGCCGCUAACAAAGGAGACGAGGUUGUUCUCGACAAAUUAGGUCGGCAGACGUCAAGUGCGAAUUUAAAGUGCCGUCAGUAUUCGUGUGAAAAUGCGCACGGUAAAGACCGAGAAGUACGAAGAGGAGCUUUAUGGAGAGCAAGAAGAGAAGGAGCAACAACGUCAACUGCUGGAUGCUGUUUGCAAGCACCCUCAAGCGGUGAACAAAGCAGACAUCAGUGAAGAAAAUGCUAGUCCUGCGCAGCAGGAGCCAGAGUUCCCUGAAGUAAAGGAGGAGAAGGAGGUGGUGGACCUGAAGGCCUUUCAACUUGACAACUUCCCAUACAUUAAGGAGGAGGAGGAUCUCACAGAGUUGCCGAUGACUGCUGUCCCAUUAAAAAAUGAAGAUGAAGGUCAAUAUGAGGUGAACCGAUGGACAGAACCUUCAAGCUGCAGCUCAAGUCAGCCCAUGAAAACAGAAGGUGAUGGCGAGCACCGUGGAGGAUCACACGCAGACAGCCGCUUCACUCCCGUAUCAGAUAGCGAUGACACAAAGUCCCACACUCCUGACACUGAUGAGUCUGAAGGUGAUGUGACAUGUCACAAUGACAGCAAAGGCUGGAAAUGUUCUCGAUGUGGGAAAACGUUUGGCUACGAGUCCCAUUUGAAAAAACAUAUUCUCUUGCACACUGGGAAACGUUUUCCUUGCACAGUUUGUGGUAAAAGUCUCUCUUCACGGGGCAACCUAAAAGUACACACAAGAAUCCACACCGGAGAGAAACCUUUUUCCUGUUCAUUUUGUGAGCAAAGUUUCACUACUCGUUGCAGCUUAAAAUGCCAUGAAACAAGACACACUGGAGAGAAACGGUUUCCCUGCUCAGUUUGUGGUCACAAUUUCUCGACGCGCGCACACUUAAAAGAACAUGCAGUGUCACACAAGGGAACGAAACCCUUUCCCUGCUCAGUUUGUGGUCACAAUUUCUCAACGCGGGCAACCUUAAAAAAACAUGCAGUGUCACACACGGGAACGAAACCGUUUUCCUGUUCAGUUUGUGGUAAACGUUUCUCUACCAAUAGUUAUUUGAAAGGGCACACAAUGAUCCACACUGGAGAGAAACCUUUUCUCUGUUCAGUUUGUGGUCAAAGAUUCUGUCAACGGAUAACCUUAGAAAACCACAAAAGAACUCACACUGGUGAGAAACCUUUCACAUGCUCAGUAUGUGGGCAAAGUUUCUCUACUCGUUCCAGCUUAAAAAUCCAUGCAACAAGACACACUGGAGAGAAUCGGUUUCCCUGCUCAGUUUGUGGUCGUGAUUACUCGACGCGGGCCAAGUUAAAAACACAUGCAAUGUCACACACAGGAAAGAAACCGUUUGCCUGUUCAGUUUGUGGUAAAAGUUUCUCCACCAAUAGUUAUUUGAAAGUGCACACAAUGAUCCACACUGGAGAGAAACCUUUUCUCUGUUCAGUUUGUGGUCAAAGAUUCUGUCAACGGAUAACCUUAGAAAACCACAAAAGAACUCACACUGGUGAGAAACCUUUCACAUGCUCAGUAUGUGGGCAAAGUUUCUCUACUCGUUCCAGCUUAAAAAUCCAUGCAACAAGACACACUGGAGAGAAUCGGUUUCCCUGCUCAGUUUGUGGUCGUGAUUACUCGACGCGGGCCAAGUUAAAAACACAUGCAAUGUCACACACAGGAAAGAAACCGUUUGCCUGUUCAGUUUGUGGUAAAAGUUUCUCGACCAAUAGUUAUUUGAAAGUACACACAAUGAGCCACACUGGAGAGAAACCUUUUCUCUGUUCAGUUUGUGGUAAAAGAUUCUCUCUCCGGGGAACUUUAGAAAUCCACAAAAGAACUCACACUGGUGAGAAACGUUUUCCCUGCUCAGUUUGUGGUCACAAUUUCUCGACGCGGGCCAACUUAAAAGAACAUGCAGUGUCACACACGGGAACGAAACCGUUUGCCUGUUCAAUUUGUGGUAAAAGGUUCUCUACCAAGAAUUAUUUAAAAGUACACACAAUGAUCCACACUGGAGAGAAACCUUUUCCCUGUUCAGUUUGUGGUCAACGAUUCUAUCGACGGCAACACUUAACGAAUCACACAAGAAGCCACACUGGAUAGAAACCGUUUCCCUGCUCAGUUUGUGGUCACAAUUUCACCGCAAGUUACAGCUUAAAAAAACAUGCAAUCACGCACAGUCGAAAUAAACCGUUUGCCUGUUCAGUUUAAGCCGACGAUUAUAGAGCAGAACUUAAAAAAAAAAAAUAAAGAAAGAAGACAACCAAUAAUGCCCACCGCUAAGGAACACUUUCCAUGCUCAAUUUGUGGCCAACAAUUGUCUGCACAGAGCAAUUCACAUAAAUGCAAAAACCCACUGGUGACAAACUUAUUAACUGCUUUGUCAAUCUUAAAAAGACAUACCGAGGGCAAUUAGCAACUCUAAGCUAGUUCAAAAAACAAUGGGUCAAAAAUGACAGUUUGGGUGUAUAUUUAGGGUUGCACUACUGUCCGUGUUUUAUGUUGUGUUUAUUAUUUUACUUUAUGUUAACUGUUUUGUUCAGCGCGUUGUUACAGUUGCAGCUGUCGUGAAAGCGCGAUAUGAAUCAGCAUGUAUUUUAUUGUAUGAAAUGGGGUAAAAAAUGUCAGCCACAUUGGUUCUGGUGACUAUGUCACAGAGAAUGGUGACAGUCUUGUAUUUGGCUAAAGACUUGAAAUUCGUUCAUUUGUGUACCGGUAAUGUAUUUUACUCAACUAAAAGGUACAGGGACUAAUAAAUACCUAUAUCUUUUCAGGGAGUAUGGCCAGUUGCUCUUUAGGACAGGGAAAGCAACAGAGAAAGUACACUGUAAGACAAGUAUUGGAACAAGAUGAAGCUGAUGAUAGUGACUUUGGCGCAGAAUUGGACAGCGAUAGUGAUUCGGAUGAAUUGUUUCAACCGCAUGAAAGUGAGGGUG
Hippocampus comes (tiger tail seahorse) is the source of this 3428-nucleotide messenger RNA. RefSeq names its product oocyte zinc finger protein XlCOF6-like. Bases 586 to 2595 code for a protein of 669 amino acids. Gene Ontology annotation, cellular component: chromatin; PcG protein complex; transcription regulator complex. The record is from RefSeq and is a predicted model, not a curated record. Gene Ontology annotation, molecular function: RNA polymerase II cis-regulatory region sequence-specific DNA binding; DNA-binding transcription factor activity, RNA polymerase II-specific. Gene Ontology annotation, biological process: regulation of transcription by RNA polymerase II. The transcript is spliced from 3 exons. NCBI's taxonomy places the organism in Eukaryota, Metazoa, Chordata, Actinopteri, Syngnathiformes, Syngnathidae.